AUGUCCCUCACCACCCCCACCCCUCCACCGCUCUUGGAAUUCCACCUGCUAGGAACGGGCACCUCCUCCUCCGUACCGUCGAUCCACUGCCUCACCUCCCCUACCGAAGGUUGUCACUGCUGUAGAUCGACCCUGAACGCCAAGGAAGGAACCGACGAGGCUAGGAACGUGAGGAGGAAUACGAGUGGUCUUUUGAGGGUCCCUCCGAGGGUCGGGCAGGAACUUUGGAGGACUGUGUUGGUUGAUGCAAGUCUUUUGAGGUAGUCUGCGUUCCUUCGCAGUACAGAAACUUACUAUUACGUACCUCAUCUACCCCCCUCCCCUCCUCAUCUCCCCAUUCCGCCGCAUACCCUCAUCACCUCAUUAUCGUCCUUGCCCACUCUACUCAUCCGCCAUCAUCCAGUGCGGCAAAACCUUCUACGCCGCCGCAUUGGAACACUGGCCCAAACACCACCUCCGACAAAUAGACGCUUUACUCAUCACCCAUGCUCAUGCCGUACGUUCGCGCGUUUUCUCCCAACGGUCCCUCCCUGUAAUCCAUCUCGUAAAAUCCGGAACUGACUUUUUUCUCGCUUUUCUUACCCUUUCAGGACGCCUUUCUAGGCCUUGACGAUCUUCGAGGUUGGACACUACACGGCUCGAUCCAAAAAUCGAUCCCUAUUUAUGCGACACAGGAUACGUACGAUGAGAUUGCGAGGGUGAGUCGGCAAGACAAGAGGGGGGGGGGGGGGGGUGGGGGAGAGCGCGUCGGUUUUUUUCGUGGUCGAGGAAAGGUUUUUCAUUCGCGACAGAUCUCACAGGGGGCCGCGGAGGGGUUUUGGAUUUUGGAUGAGAUUCGUGAGGAUCGUUGACUGAAACGCUUUCAUAUACACGCAGUGCUUCCCCUACCUAGCCGACCGCUCCAAAGCGACCGGAGGAGGCGACGUACCCGCGUAAGCCCACUCUUUCCUCCCCCCUUCACCCCCAAUACUAAACAACCCCCCCCCCCCCCCCCUUCUUCUUCCAGUUUCGAAUGGCACAUCAUCACCCCCCUCGUCCCGUUGCACCUCUUCGGCAUCGAGAUCGUGCCCCUCCCCGUCCACCAUGGGAAAAUCUUCUCCGACCCUCCCAGACCUUAUCUUUCCUUGGGGUUCAUGUUCGAUCGCGAGAUCGUCUACAUCUCUGACGUAUCCUACAUCCCCGAAGAAACGUGGCAAGUCCUAGAAGGACCUUCCACCUUUCAGAACUCUGACGCCCCUCGAACGAACGAAGUACUCGGCUCGUUCUCCCUCCCUUCCGAACCCCCCCGCCGCCGCCCGACGCUCUUGAUCCUCGAUACGCUCCGUUCGACAACCUUCACCUCCCAUUUCGGUAUCGGCGAAGCCAUCUCGACCAUACGUCGGUUAAAACCCCUACGUACCUACCUUAUCGGAUUCGCUCACGGUACCUCUCAUUCAACCUGGGUUCGAACCUGUUCCCUCAUUUCCAGCGGUCAGAUCUCUCCUUCCCAACGCUCACUCGUCAUCCCCUCCGAAUCCAAACCCAACGACGAACCGCAAGGUCUCCCCUGUCCACCCCCAAUCGGACCCUGUCCCAAUUCGAUCCAUCUCCUCCCACCUCCCUCCCAAUCCUGGUUAGCCAUCUCCGGAACCCUUCACAAAGGUCUCGAAGAUCCGCUAGUUCACUCCGAAUGGGCAUUAAGCAUCAUCGACGCUUUCGAACCUUCGAAAAAAGGGGUCAAGUGUUGGGUUCGUCCAGGUGCGGAUGGUUUGGUGCUCAAGGUGUUCGAGGAAGAAGAAGAAGAAGGAGGAGGAGGACGGGUUCGAGAUCGGAGGGUUUGGGAUGGGUUGUACGAUACUACUUAG
Messenger RNA from Microbotryum saponariae, 1844 nucleotides. The record is from the annotation of a GenBank genome assembly. Lineage: Eukaryota; Fungi; Basidiomycota; Microbotryomycetes; Microbotryales; Microbotryaceae.